Messenger RNA from Nymphalis io (European peacock), 3399 nucleotides. RefSeq names its product exocyst complex component 3 (gene Sec6). NCBI's taxonomy places the organism in Eukaryota, Metazoa, Arthropoda, Insecta, Lepidoptera, Nymphalidae. Gene Ontology annotation, biological process: exocytosis; exocyst localization. Gene Ontology annotation, cellular component: exocyst. The record is from RefSeq and is a predicted model, not a curated record. The transcript has 11 exons. Gene Ontology annotation, molecular function: SNARE binding. The coding region runs from base 179 to 2437 and encodes 752 amino acids.
UUGAAUGUAUGAUAUUAUUAUUUAAAAAUAUACGCAGUUGAUAUUAAUAAUAUACUGCAGCUACUUAUAUAUAAACUCAAUAUCAACAUAAAACUGUAUACAUACACAAUAUUUUUUUGGGUGUAUACUAGUGCUAUAGACGUAUCUAUCGACGAAAUCUAAAUAAUCAAUAGAAACAAUGAGCACAAUGGAUGAAAUUGAAGAAGAAUCAAGAGCAGCCGCUGCAAAGAUGGUUAUGAACAUGAUGCAAAGACCAGGGCAAUUAGAGAAAGUUGAACAAUAUAAAAAAAGAAUAACUCACAAAAAAGCAUCAAUCGAAGCACAAUUGAAAUCUGCAGUACAAGGAAAACUUGACGGAGUUAGAGUUGGCUUAAGGCAAUUACAAGAAUGUUUAGAUGAUGUACAACAAAUCAGCUUAAAAAUGGAUGAAUUAGAAGACCUAUUAAUGGGUGUACCACCUCUGGUAGCCUCCCUACAAGCAGUAAGGGAAGAAGAUUCACGUCAUUCACAGUAUGUGACAGCUAUGGACAGCUUGAAACAUAUCUUUACAGUCCCUGAAAGUGUUGCCAAAACAAAACAAUGGAUUGGAGAAGGAAAACUGUUGCAUGCUCAUCAGUGCCUAAGUGAUUUGGAAAAUUCAAGGGAUGAUUUACUAUAUGAACUGCAUAGAUUACCCAAUCAAUCAUCCCAUGAUAAAAUCAUGCUUAAAGCAUACUUUGAAGACGUCGAGAUGGUUUCGAACUUGCUCGAGAAGCAGAUUAAGUUAAUUUUAGCUAGGACGUUGAACACCGUCCGCAAGGAGCCUACAGUUAUUGUGACUGCACUAAGAAUUAUUGAGAGAGAAGAAAAAAGAGAUCAAAUGGCAAUUCAGCAACAAGAUCAGUCUGGUUUUAUGCCACCCGGGAGACCUAAAAACUGGCGUACUAAAUCAUUCGAAGUAUUAGAAUGUGCUGUUGCACAACGCGUGGAAGGCACGCGUGUGGAUGAACGAGAAGACAACAAGCUGUGGUUGAUACGAUACCUCGAGUUGACGAGGCAGCUGAUACUGGAGGACUUGAGAGUCGUCAAGACGUUGUGCGUCCCGUGUUUCCCGCCGCACUAUGACAUUGUCAAUAAAUAUGUGAAUAUGUAUCAUACCUGUUUGUCUUCCAGUUUACAAGACAUAGUUCAGAAUGGCUUAGAAGGUAAUGAAUACGUUACUCUAUUGUCCUGGAUUCUGAACACGUAUCCUGGUACUGAGCUGAUGGGCAGUCCCGAGGUCAAAGUAGAUGUCUCCAUUUUACCUCCGCUUCUGAGUGAAGAGAUCAUGCAAAAGUUGCAAGAUGAGUACCUGCAGAAAAUGGAAUCGAACUACAUGGAGUGGAUGGAGAAGACGCUGGAGUCGGAGCUCGCGGAGUGGGCGGGCGAGCGCUCGCCGGACGUGGAGCCGCACACCAGCGCCUUCCACACGCACGCGCCCGUCAUCAUCUUCCAGAUGAUCGACCAGAACCUGCAGGUCACGGAGACUAUAAGCAAGGAGAUCACCUUCAAAGCCCUGCUGCUGAGUAUUGAUCAAGUGACGCGGUUCGGAAAUAUGUAUAGAGAGGGUGUCAUACAGUUCAAGAACUCGCACUUCGCGGACCGCUCGCGCGUGGCGUACUUCACGCACCACAUGAUCACCAUCGUCAACAACAGCGAGCAGAUGGUGCGCCUGGCGCAGCAGACGCAGAGCCGGCGCUGGCCGCCCGCGCUGCACCACCCGCCCGCCGAGCGCAGCUUCCAGCGCCUGCUCGACACCUUCCAGAGUUUGAGAGAUGAAGCCGCUAAGUUUCUUUUGGAGGAGGCUUUCUUGGAUUUGGAAGAACAUUUUGAUGACCUGUUCACCGCGAAGUGGCUCACUUCGAGUAUACCGGUCGACACGAUUUGUGUCACGCUCGAAGAUUAUUUCCAGGACUACAACCAUUUGAGAGAGAAAAAUUUCGAGUACGUCAUAAACGAGGCGCAAAAUCUCGUUUAUAAAAAGUAUAUAACGGCAAUGUUAUCAAAGAAAAUAACGUUUAAAACGGUCGAAGAAGCCCAGCAAGCCGCCACCAAGAUCGUGAAGGAAGCGAAUCAAAUAAGAUCGUUCUUCCGACGAAUCGCGUUGAAUGCUGAAGGUGUUAACGUGGAUUGGCCGUUUGAAGUUAUCAGCGUGUUGGCAGAGGUGCUGCGGUGUCAAGACAUCGAGAUGCUGUCGCUGGACCUGCACGGGCUGCUGGAGAAGUGCCCGGACGUGUCGGAGGAGCAGCUGGUGCGGCUGCUGGCGCUGCGCGGGGACGUGCCGCGCGCGCACGUGCGCGACACCGUGACGCACGUGCGCGCCGCCCGCCAGCCGCGCGCGCAGCCGCACCCCGCGCUGCCGCAGCUCUUCCGGAAUAUCACCUUCAACGACCGUCUACUGUCUCACUUCACGCUGUAGACCAUCAACGGCUGCCGAAGCUAGCACGCCUCCGCGAUAUCAUGGCUUAUUAUGAUGUUUUAUAAUUUUAUGUUAUGUUUGUAAGACUGUGGAGACUGACGUCGCUUAGGAAACAUAUGAACCUUGUACAUCCUAUGUUAUUUUAAAAGUAUAAAAUUUUAUAUGAUCAAAAUUAUAUGCAUGUUAUAAUAAUUGUGGUCGCUCAAUAAGACGUUAUUCAAAGGAGAGUCGUCAUGACGGGUAAGGACUAGAGUUGUCAGGCCCUAAAAUCACGUCAGACUCGGUAUUAAAUUAAGUCGGAUAUUUAGCCCUAAAGGGCGGUAUAAGCGGCGGCGGCGGAAGCCUGCUUCCUGCUUCCGCACGUAGUUCCUUCCCCUGCUUAAGUCCACGCGAGCUGGUUCUCGAUGUCACCGCCUAACUGUGACAUCAAUUCCAUCGCGAAAAAAGAAAUUUGGCAACUCCUUUCUUUGUCGCACUUCCAAAAAAUGGAAUUCCUUACCAGCUCACGUGUUCCCCUCCUCUUACAACCCGGGUUCCUUCAAACGAGGCGUGAAGAGGCAUCUUGCGAGCCGGCAAGGCGAAGGCGGCUAGUGCAGAACGUUUUUCCCGUCUGUACUGGCCGUCGUCACGUUUGGACUCUACUACCACUUACCAUCAGGUGGAGUAGAGUCAUUUGCCCUCCCGGCAAAUAUAUAAAAAAAAGCGUUGUGUCUGCCUACGUUUCAUUUAAUAAAAGCUGGACAUACAAAACACGUAAAUUUUAUAUCAAACACGUCCUAAUAAAUCCAGUUACCUGGCAACCCUAGCCAAGCCUGGCCGAAUCACGCCUACUAUAACUCAUAAGGUAUUAUUUAUGUCAUACAUGUUUUUAAUUACAUUUAUUACAUUUAAAGAUGUUUAAAUAAAUAUAUUAUAUUUCUAUUAUAUAACUUAGUAUUUAUUUUCAAUAUAUUGUAAAAAAA